Molecule: messenger RNA, 1378 nt
Organism: Melospiza georgiana
Lineage: Eukaryota; Metazoa; Chordata; Aves; Passeriformes; Passerellidae
Gene: VAT1
Product: vesicle amine transport 1
Exons: 6
Coding region: 1-1143 (380 amino acids)
Molecular function (GO): zinc ion binding; oxidoreductase activity
Source: RefSeq, a predicted model, not a curated record
AUGUCCGCCGAGCCGGCCCCGGCCCCCGCCGCCCCCGAGCCGGCCCCCGGCCCCGAGCCGCCGGCGGGCGGCGGGGAGGCGCCGGCGGAGCACCGGGCGCUGGUGCUGACCGGCUUCGGCGGCUACGACAAGGUGAAGGUGCAGGCGCGGCGCGGCGCGGAGCCGCGGCCCGGGGAGGUCUCGGUCGCCGUCCGCGCCUGCGGGCUCAACUUCGCCGACCUGAUGGCGCGGCAGGGCCUGUACGACCGCCUGCCGCCGCCGCCCGUGUGCCCCGGCAUGGAGUGCGCCGGCACCGUGCGCGCCCUCGGCGACGGCGUCCGCGACCGACAGGUUGGUGACAAGGUAAUGGUCCUGGCCAGGUCAGGGCUCUGGCAAGAAGUGGUGAAUGUGCCGGUCAGUCACACCUUCCCAAUGCCUGAGGGGAUGAGCUUCGAGGAAGCUGCUGCUCUUCUUGUGAACUACAUCACUGCCUACAUGAUUCUGUUUGACUUUGGAAACCUGAGACCCAACCAGAGUGUCCUCAUCCACAUGGCUGCAGGUGGUGUGGGAACUGCUGCCAUCCAGCUGUGCAAGACUGUAGAAAAUGUCACCAUUUUUGGCACAGCAUCUGCCUCCAAGCACGAGACCCUCAAGGAGAGUGGAGUUGCUCACCCCAUUGACUACAGAACCAUGGAUUACGCAGAGGAGGUCCGGAAAAUCUCUCCCAAAGGUGUUGACAUUGUCCUGGACCCUCUGGGAGGAUCUGAUACAUCCAAAGCUUUUAACCUCUUGAAGCCAAUGGGCAAACUCAUCACUUAUGGGGUAGCAAACCUGCUCACUGGGCAGAAGAAGAACCUCAUGGCUAUGGCUAAAACCUGGUGGAACCAGUUCAGCAUCACUGCCUUGCAGCUCCUGCACCAGAACAAGGCUGUGUGUGGCUACCAUCUUGGAUAUAUGGAUGAAGAGGUUGAGCUUCUCAGGAGUGUUGUUGCCAAGCUGGUUAACCUGUACAGCCAAGGCAAAAUCAAGCCCAAAAUAGACUCUGUGUGGCCCUUUGAUCAGGUGGCAGAGGCUAUGAAGCAGAUGCAAGAAAAGAAGAAUGUUGGAAAAGUCAUCCUGGUUCCUGAAGCACCCAAGGAAGAAUCUAAAAAAGCAGAGAACUAAGGAGAAGGGAUGAAUGCAGAUUAUGAAUUCAUGGUUUAACUCCCUGAUCUCUUUGGGACCUGGAAAUGGACAGAUCAGUAUCUCCCAUCUUUCACCAGUACAAGAACAUCAUGGUUAUCAUUCAGAUGAGGUUUGCAUGCUCUUGUUGUGACUGACCCUUUGCCAGACAUGCCUCCUGCUCUCUCUUUUGAAGCCUGUUUAUUUCAUACUGCUUUCUAACCACUUGUUUCUCCAC